AAUAUUUUUUAAGGUGAAAGAAUCAAAAUUGGUUUCCACAUGGAGAGCGUUCAAAAUAAUUCAGGUGUAAAACUAUAAAGAUUCUCCACCAAUUCUGGAGCUCUCCGUUGCCAUCGCAGAUCCUCGUCGUGGACCGAUUCCGACCGCCGUCACUCUGUUUCACGCAAUUCCUCUCUUUGUUCCGUUUUGCCGUUUCUCCUCAUCGCCGGCGCCGGGACCCUGCUCUGCCCUUCAAUACCCUCUCAUUACAGCCCCAUCAUCCGCCGUUCUCCGACACGUCCAUAUCCGCCGUCUUUUCUCUUUCCUAUAUUUUCCCCUAAAACCCUUCUCCUGUCGCUCUGCUUGGGAUCAUUUCUAUUAGCUUCCAGUGAUUAGGCCGUUCCCAGUUUCUGGGUUUUGCGUGCCUUGGAACCCUAAUUCAUUUCGGGAAGUUUCCUUGGAGUUCUGAUUCUUCUUUCUUUUUUGUGUGGCUGUUUUUAUUGGGUUCUGUUUUAUUCCUUUUGUUAGUUCUUGAUUUGGAAUUGGGCAAGUAGGAGAUGUCUGAGAAAUUCUCGGCAACAUUGAGGAUAGGCGAUCUGAAUGAUUUCAUAGCGCCUUCUCAGGCUUGCGUUGUUUCUCUCAAGGGGCUUAAAGCCACGACCACGAAGCCGGAUAGAGUUGAGGUUUCGGCUUCUAAGAAGCAAUUGAAAGCAGAGCCAGUUAAAAUUUCACUGAAGGAUUGCUUAGCAUGCAGUGGUUGUGUAACAUCAGCAGAGACAGUGAUGCUGGAGAAGCAAAGUUUGGAUGAAUUUCUUUCCAACAUGGAUAAUGGAAAGGUUGUAAUUGUCUCAUUAUCUCCCCAAUCUAGAGCCUCACUCGCUGUACAUUUUGGUAUCUCCCCUCUAAAGGUUUUUAAGAAACUCACGACAUUUUUGAAGUCCAUGGGAGUAAAAGCUAUAUUUGAUGCAAGUUGCAGUAGAGAUUCCUUAAUUGAAGCUUGUAAGGAGUUUAUAGCAAGGUACCGACAAAGCCAGUCGGUCAAUGAAGAAAAAUGCAAAUCAUCCGUUCCUAUGAUCUCAUCAGCAUGCCCAGGAUGGAUAUGCUAUGCUGAGAAGCAACAUGGAUCCUACAUUUUGCCUUACAUUUCAUCAGUGAAGAGUCCUCAGCAAAUGAUUGGAUCAAUAGUCAAGCAUCAUAUAUGCCAAAAAUUGGGUAUUAGAUCAGAUGAUGUUUAUCAUGUUACUGUGAUGCCCUGUUAUGAUAAGAAACUGGAGGCAGCUAGGGAGGACUUCGUUUUUCAGUUGGACUCGGUCAACAAAACUAGGGAGAAUGAGGCCCCCAGAAUUACAGAAGUAGAUUCAGUACUGACUUCUAGUGAAGUUCUAGAAUUGAUACAGCUGAAAGAGGUCGACUUUAAGAAUCUUGAAGAAUCCCCCUUGGAUAGAAUACUGACAAAUGUCAAUGAAGAAGGGCAUCUGUUUGGAGUUCAUGGAAGUUCUGGUGGUUAUGCAGAAACAAUUUUUAGGCAUGCUGCAAAGGUACUCUUUGGAAAAGAAAUUGAAGGCCCUUUGGAAUUCAAAUCCAUUCGAAAUUCAGAUUUCCAGGAGCUCACUCUAGAGGUGGAAGGGAAGACCCUAUUGAAGUUUGCACUAUGCUAUGGAUUCCGAAAUCUACAAAACGUUGUCAGAAAAAUAAAAACAGGAAAAUGCGAGUACCAUUUUCUAGAGAUUAUGGCCUGCCCUUCAGGUUGUCUAAAUGGAGGGGGCCAAAUUAAACCCAAGCCUGGACAAUCUCCAAAGGGUUUGAUUGAAUUAUUAGAAGCUGCUUAUGAGGAAAAUGUUAUAAUUAGAGAUCCUUUUGAGAACCCAGUGGUGAAAGACAUAUACAAGGAGUGGGUGGAGAAAUCAGGUUCAGAGAAGGCAAAGAAGCAUAUGCUGCACACUGAAUACCACCCAGUGGUGAAAAGCAUUACUGCCCAACUCCACAACUGGUAACAAACUCCCACCUCCUAUCUUACAAUUUUGUGUUAGUAGAUGAAUCAUAAUCAUAUGCCUCAUGGUUGCUGUGAUAAUGUCACCCGGUGCUUCUCUUCUGGAAAGGAAAGCUCAGUUUUGAUAGAUUUAAAAACUUUAAAAAUGUAAUUCUUAUUGUUCUUCCACCUCACACAAGUCAGCCUCUGCUGCUCUUCAUCUUGUACAUCAUGAUCUGUAUUUAUGUUGUUUGAGCAAAUGUGCUCUUUCUUUGUGCCACUGUGCCUAUUUCUACGUAAUUGUAUUGGCUUAAGGUGCAUCCACAAAUUUGUAUAAAGCAUAUUUUAACAUGUAAAUGGAGCACUUUGGUAGUUCCCUGUUGUUGGCUGAUCAAA
This is a messenger RNA of Cucurbita moschata (crookneck pumpkin), 2344 nucleotides long. RefSeq names its product protein NAR1-like. The record is from RefSeq and is a predicted model, not a curated record. Gene Ontology annotation, cellular component: cytosol. Gene Ontology annotation, molecular function: 4 iron, 4 sulfur cluster binding. NCBI's taxonomy places the organism in Eukaryota, Viridiplantae, Streptophyta, Magnoliopsida, Cucurbitales, Cucurbitaceae.